UACUUCCUGUAUCUCAGGACUUCCAUCAUGGCAGGCAGUAAGUUGGUGCUAGAAGGAAGAGUAAGUGUAAACGGCUUUGUUUUAGGACUUAGCGUUUUAGUAAUUCCAUUGAUCAGAGUCUGGUUUGGACAUCUCGACUGGGUCUUUGAUUACCUCACGGAAACUCCCGGAAAAAUUGCGAUUUGCUUCCAUAUUGCAGUUAUCAACGGCCUCUUGCUAAUCGUGUACAGGGGACCACUGUACAAGGUUGCUGUGAGAGCCUGCUUUCUUGGAGUUACUUUUGGCUGUGGUUUGAUCAUAAGCUUGUCUCAGACCACCUGGACACAUUUUGGAUGGUACAUGUGCUCCCUGUCACUCUUCCACUACUCGGAGUAUCUGGUGACAGCCAUUAUUAACCCUCGUAGCCUGUCUCUGGACUCGUUUCUCCUUAACCACAGUGUGGAGUACACCAUAGCUGCCGUUUCCUCAUGGGUGGAGUUCACUGUGGAGAAACUCACAUUUCCAGAGCUGAAGCAGCUGAACUGGUUGAGCUUCGUGGGUCUGGUCAUGGUGCUGUGUGGCGAAGCCCUGCGUAAGGCAGCCAUGUUGACAGCCGGCUCCAACUUCAACCACAUCGUUCAGAACGAGAAGGCCCAGAGCCACGUGCUGGUCACCAGCGGGGUCUACGCCUACUUCAGACACCCGUCUUAUGUGGGUUGGUUCUACUGGAGCAUAGGAACACAGGUCAUGCUGUGUAACCCUGUGUGCAUACUGGGCUACACGAUAGCCAGCUGGCGUUUCUUCCGGGAACGGAUUGAAGAGGAGGAGGUCUCCCUCAUCCACUUCUUUGCUGAGGCCUAUGUGGAGUACAAGAAGAAGGUUCCCACGGGGCUGCCCUUUAUCACAGGCAUCCGUGUCAACUAGUGUCAGAAGCUGGAAAGAACAGACUUCAAGCUCUACAGCAGGUCAAGCCUUAUAAGUAUGUGGCAUUGCCAUGGCGGCUGCUCUCCGAGGACAAACCCUGCAGCUGGAUGAGCACUGAGCUCCAGGACCAAGACCAUGGCCACCAGGACAGAGGCACGCAGCUGGGCUGCUUUGUUUUCUUUUUUUUAAACCAACAUUUAAAAUCCAGUUAGAAAGACAAAACAGCCUCUUCUGUAUUCCAUGUAGUCCAGUAACAUUACCUCAUUUGUUGUUCCUCUGUUUGCAUGCGUUGUCCAUGCUUGGUGUUUUCACUGUUGACCUGUUGUGUUUAAGUAUGAGAAUCCUUUGGGCCCAGUAAGAAUUCAACAAAGACAUAUGGCUGUUGUGUUCUGCCAGUGGCAAAUGUUGAGGUAAAUUUUUCCAAGUUCACAUUUUAUGUGAACUGUGGUGAAAAUCAUCUUAAAAUCUAGUAUUUGGACCUUAGGGCUGGACAAUACUGUAUCUCCACAUAUAUUUCCUGAUAUAUGCUAUAUGUAUCUACUUUAAGUUGCUAAAUGCACUGUGUGUCAUUUCUAGCACUAGGUAUCUCUCAGUCAAAACAAUGGCUAAAGGCAUCAGUUGCAGCAGAUCCACCGCUUCCGUUAUUAACCAAACAUACACUGUGUGAUAGAACUUAGUGUUUCGCUAAAGGGUAACCCAAUAAAAUACCUUAAAUGCUGAUUCACAUUAUGUUUAGUGGCAUAUAUUAUAUUUUAUUCACAUGAUGUUUCAUUCCAAUGAAAUGGACACAAGCAAGGUCAAACAAUGUUAAUUUAAUAAAAGGGAUAUGAAACCCCCGACAAGUGACAAACUCAAACUGUUAAAUUACACAUUUUUUUGAAAAGAUUUGCUCCAACUUCAGCAAAAGAUAAAACCACGGAAACAUCACACUUUGUUGUAAAGAUAAAGACAUACAAAUGUUGCCUCUGAUCUUAGUGGGUUAAUGCUUAAUGGCAUACGAUGCGUUUAAGCCAGACAGAUGUCACAAAAACCCUUCACUUCAGGGUGUUUAAUAGGUCUGUUCAAUAACCCCAUGAAUAUUAUAAUUGUUGGAGAGGUUUUAGGUGGAGAACAUGCUGUUUGUCGAUACUAAUAACUUAAAUCCAGAUCAGAUCACAUUUUAUGACCAUUUCAUGCAGAAAACUGGGAAAUUUCAAAGGGUUCGCAUACAUUUUCUUGCCACUAUGUCAGAUCUGCAGUGAACUGGUGACACAUCCAGGGUGUACCCCACCUCUGCCCGAGGGGAGCUGGGAUUGGCUCCAGGUCCUGUGACCCUGUCGAAGGUUAAGCGGUUCAGAAAGUGAAUGAAUGGAUAUAAUGCCCAGCCCUUGUAUCUUUAGAGGGAGCCAUUUUUAAUGAUUAGAGGAAUCUGUGUGUCCUGUAUGUGGUUGUGUGUUUGAACAGACUGUACAGGUGGAACGUAGCAGCUGUGUUUACACUGAUGAACAGAAUGCUUCACUCCACUUAAUCCAUUUCUACACCGUUGAUCUGCUGUAGAUCAGCUGUAUGUUCCAAACAUGCUAUAGAUCAUCCAGAACAGUUAAACAGCUUCUACUUGACUUUAUUGCCUUCUCAGAACUGUGAAGUAUCAUCAGUAGCAUUAUUUAGAAAUGAGGAUGUGCAGACAGUUUGGAACAUACAGAACAUACAGAUCACUGGCAAAUAUUCCAAAGAUUUUGAAGUAUUCUUUUUUUAAGCAUGUCCAUCAGUCAUCAUUCAGUUCUUUUUCAAAACCGCUCAACACGUGUGUCUGUUUAAAGACAGAAAUGUUUGGGUUUGAAGAUGUUUGCGAUUGGAACGUAAAUAGCAGUUUUAAAAAUAAUUUAUCAUGAAUUAUUAUAAUAGAAUAAGUUGAGAGUGUAAAGAAUGUAAAGUUUUUAUCAGGUUUUUGAGUCACUUUAUUUUCAAAUGGACGAACCUCCAUUUACCAGUACUGUAAACACUGGCUGAAUAUGUAUCGUCACUGAAUUCAUCAUUUCUGUUAUUGUAGAAUCGAUCUGUAUAGGACUAGAAAAACCACAUGACAUGAUAUUCCUCUAUGUGUUAAUAAAUACAUGCGUUUCUAUACAUAUGUGCAUGAAGUCAAUAUAGCUCACUUUCAUCUAUA
Molecule: messenger RNA, 3049 nt
Organism: Sphaeramia orbicularis (orbiculate cardinalfish)
Lineage: Eukaryota; Metazoa; Chordata; Actinopteri; Kurtiformes; Apogonidae
Gene: icmt
Product: isoprenylcysteine carboxyl methyltransferase
Exons: 5
Coding region: 28-903 (291 amino acids)
Biological process (GO): C-terminal protein methylation
Cellular component (GO): endoplasmic reticulum; membrane
Molecular function (GO): protein C-terminal S-isoprenylcysteine carboxyl O-methyltransferase activity
Source: RefSeq, a predicted model, not a curated record